GUGAGAGACCCCACCGCCUACAAAUAAAAAAUUACACCACUCAAUUCUUUUUCUCUUCCAUGUCUGACCCACCUUUUUGCACAACACACACAAACCUCUAAAGCUUCUCAAUUUGAAUUUCAAAUUUAAAGUGGAGAGAGAGAGAGAGAGAGAGAGAGACCAUAAACCAAAAUCAUUGACAAGCUAAGCAACAGAUCAAAGUUGGGUUUUUUGAGCUUCUCUUACUGCGAAAGCAUGGGUGAAUCAGCUUGUCUCAUGAAUUCAUUCUCUUAUGCCUCUGGCAUUUCCAACGAAGCCAAACAGGUCAGUUUCGAACAAUCAAUACCGAUCUCUUUCUCUUUCCAAGUACUAAUAGUUGGGUUCUGUUAAUUCAGUUAAAUAGUGUCUUGCAGGGAAACCCCAUGCAUGCUCUUGGAGAGUCGAUCUCUUUUGGGAGGUUCAUGACAGAGUCUUUAUCUUGGGAAAAAUGGUCGUCUUUUUCGCACAACCGCUACGUUGAAGAGGCUUCGAGGUAUGCUCAGCCAGGAUCAGUAGCUCAGAAGAAAGCUUUCUUUGAAGCUCAUUACAAGAGAAUUGCCGCUGCCAAGAAGGCAGCAGCUUUGCUUGAGCAAGCAAAUGCAGCUAAUAAUGCCGAUUCUGAGCCAGAAUUUCAAGACCAGGCUUGCAAUAGUACAACCCAUGAUUCACAAUGUACAAUGACCAAUUCCCUAUUUGAUGAACAGCUUGAGGUGAAGAACACAGGUGCAGAAGUUGAUUCCAUUGUCGAUGUUAAUGGCUGCAAUUCUUGGGUUGAAAUGGAGAUUGGUAUGGUGGAAGCAGCCGACUCUGUAGCAGAAAAUGAGGCAUUAGUGGAGAAUUCUACGAAGAACAGAUCAUUAAACCAUAUUGAGAAUGUUGUGAACCAGACUACUAUGGUUUCUGAAGUGGGGUUUGGUGAAUCCCCUUUAAUGGAGAAAAAACCUUUGUUGGAGCAGGGUUUCAAGUCUGGUCAGGUGGCUCCGUCGCCUGUGAGCAAGAAGAAGCCACCAUUUUCAUCUUCAAAGUCAUCAGUUCACCGAAGAGCACCGAAACUUUCAGCUACACCUGCCAAACCCACAGCUUAUAUUCAUCCCAUAAAGGAAAACGAUGUCACUCCAAUUACCAGGAAGUCCCCAAUUGACUCCGUGAAUAAAAAGAGACCAACUUCAAAGUGUCCGCAUACACUAAUUUAUUCUACUCCAGCCAAAGAACCAGACAAAUUAACGAUCUUAGCCCCUCGAAAAACCGAAAGUUCAAGAGUUGCUCAUAGCUCUUACAAGCCAUCUAAAGAUUUCAAAACUCCUCUUAGAACUCCAACCAUGGCUUAUUUGAAUGGGGUAUUAAAGAAUCCUUCAGCAACCCCUUGUUCAGAAAAUAUAAGGCCUAGAACACCACAGGGUCCCUCAGCUUCUGGAAGCAAAACAACUGGCCCAAAAUGGCAAAUCCUAUCUACAGUUUGUACCAGGUCGUUGAGUGCCUGCAGAAACAAAUUACAGUCACCGACUACAUCUGCUCCUUUUAGCUUGAGGACAGAGGAAAGAGCUGCAAGAAGAACGCAGAAGCUUGAAGAAAAAUUCAAUGCCAAGGAGGCAGAGAAAGUGCAGCUGCAGACUAGAUUAAAGGAUAAAGCAGAAACAGAAACGAGAAAAUUGCGUCAAAACCUCUGCUUUAAAGCCCGGCCACUACCAGAGUUUUACAAGGAAAGGGAAACGCCAAAAAAUCGGAUAAAGAAAAGGACUCCAUUGACCCGUCCUCAGUCACCCAAGCUGGGAAGAAAGUGUACUUCCAGCACACUUCAAGGUCUAACGUCUCAACCUCCAGUGACACACUCCACCAAGAACAGUGGCCCCAAGAAUGUCCUAAAACAGAGAAGUCAUAUUCCAAAUUGUCUCACUUCACUACCUGAAAUGAUGAUUACCCAUGAGAAUGCAUCUCCAAAUAUUCAGCAUUAGUCGGAAAAAGCAGGAGUGUGCUUGAGUUGAUUGGGAGCAGAAUGAUUUUGUAAAUUGUUUCUAUGUAGAAAAACUAAAAAAAACAUGACAUAGAGGCUGAACUCCAAAUUGAGAUUGCCAGAGAUAGAGAUAAUUUCCCUCAAAUAGCAGUAUUAUGUAGGCUGUAUUAUGCAAGUGGAUAUACACAGAAGUUAUAAGCUGCUGAUGUGAGUCAUGAUCGAUAAAGCAUCAUACUCCUAUUUUUCUUAUGGAAUCUGAACAGUGUUGUGGGAA
This is a messenger RNA of Camellia sinensis, 2243 nucleotides long. Lineage: Eukaryota; Viridiplantae; Streptophyta; Magnoliopsida; Ericales; Theaceae. The record is from RefSeq and is a predicted model, not a curated record.